GUAUUCUGGGAAUCGUCAAGUAGAUAAUAAAUAAUCUGAUGGAGUGGAUGAAUAUAAGACAGUUAACUAGAAACUUGAAAUUAUUAAUUAAACACAAACAAAAAAAAACACAUGGCUAUAUUGGCGCUUCUUCUUCUAACUGCAACUGCCUCAGCAGUGGCGGCGACCAACAGGAUCGUCGGCGGAGCGGACGCCAGCAUCGAGACUUAUCCGGCUAUAGUGCAGAUUGAGUACCUCAACUCCACGACUUGGAGUCAUGGUUGCGGCGGCAACAUCCUCAGCCCGACAUAUGUCCUAACUGCCGCUCACUGCGUCGACGAGGAUGAUCCCAUGCGUAUCCGCGCUGGAACCUCCUACCGUGAGACCGGCGGCACCGUCAUCAAUGUCGAAUCCUACCUCAUCCACCCUGACUACAAUAAGUUCGUCUUCCUCGACGCUGACAUCGCUUUGCUGCGCCUGGAGCAAGCCCUAGUCUAUGGUCCAAGCAUCCAGCCGGUAGCCAUCUACGCUCAGGGUAUUGAGGUGCCGGGUAACUCUGCAGUGGUCUUUGCCGGUUGGGGAGAUACUCAGCCCGAUGGCGAGCCAUCUACGAUAUUGCAAGACGUGACCGUAUAUACUGUGAGCUACGAGCAAUGUCGUCGUAUAUACGGUAGAGAGGUCACACACAACAUGCUAUGUGCAGGCGUCUUGGGAGUGGGCGGCAAAGGCGUGUGUUUCAGAGACUCCGGUGGCCCACUGUACUAUGGAAAUGUACUGGUAGGACUUCCGUCUUGGCAUUUAGGGUGUGCCAGUAAGAGGUACCCGGGAGUUAAUACCAAAGUGUCUGCGUUUACUGACUGGAUCGUGGCUAAUGCGGUGUAGUUUUGUUGCUCGGAUGAUUAAAUCGGUGGUUGUUUAAUA
Plutella xylostella (diamondback moth) is the source of this 900-nucleotide messenger RNA. Its product is annotated as trypsin, alkaline B. NCBI's taxonomy places the organism in Eukaryota, Metazoa, Arthropoda, Insecta, Lepidoptera, Plutellidae. The record is from RefSeq and is a predicted model, not a curated record. Gene Ontology annotation, molecular function: serine-type endopeptidase activity. Gene Ontology annotation, biological process: proteolysis.